GUGGCGCAGCUUGCCGGAUAGGGCAGCACCAGCGGCGGCUUCUCCUCCUCCUCCUCCUCCUCCUCCAGCUCCAGCCAGGCUGCGCUUCACCUGUAGGCGGCGGGGCUCCUCCAGUCUCCGGAGCCGGGCAAGGCGCCAGCGCGCGGCUCCCCCCCGCGCGUGGAAGCAGGGCUGGGGGCUCGUCGAGGCGCAGCAGCUCCGGCGGCGGCGACAGCAGCAGCAGCUCGGGAAGGUCCGAUCCCGCGGCGCUCUACCCGGCGCAAAGGACUUGGCCAACUUCGCCAGCCUCGGAGGACGGAGCAGGCAGGGCUGAAGCCAGGCGGAGAGCAAGGCUGAAGUCCCCGCCGCCGCCGCCGCCUCUUCCCCGCCAGGCAGGGCAGUGCCAGCCGCCAGCCGCCGCGUCCUCCAGCCUUGCAGCAGGGAAGGGAGGCGAUCGCCGCGGCGGUGGCGGCGGCGGCGGAGGAGAUGGAGACGCCGCCGCCGCCACUGCCACCACAGCCUGCGUCGCCCGGGUCUGGGGCUCGCCUAGCCGGCGCAACCAGGGAGCAGCUCCGCGCCGGGGCCGCCCGCGCCCGCUCCGGCUAAGCUGCCCCUCCGCCGGGACGACGGCGCAGCCCGAGGGACCCCUGCGCUCCGCCUGCCCGCCAGCGGCUCCGUCCGCCCUCCGCCAGGCUGCCAUGCGGGCACCAGGCUCUGCCCGGCCGGGGCAACUUCGCCGGGACUCCGCCGACCCCCGACGGGACUCUACGCGCAGCCCAGCGCAGGGCCGGGACUCUCCCCGGCGGAGCAACGGCCGGGCGCGGAUAAAGUUAAACUUCUGCUGCGGAGACCGAAGAGGAAGAGGCGCCGGCGGCUUCUCCCGCUUCCCCCGCCGCUGUCCGGGCUGGUGGGCGUUGCUCUGGGUCCAGCUCCACGUGUGGCGCGCCCUGGCGCAAGAUGACGUCGCCCCCUACUUCAAGACGGAACCCACUUUGCCUCAGACGCACCUGGAAGGAAACCGCCUUAUCCUCACCUGCCUGGCAGAAGGAAGCUGGCCUCUGGAAUUUAAGUGGCUGCAUAACGACAUGGAAAUCACAGAGUUCUCCAGGGAAUAUAAAUACGUCAUUCCUUCCUUGAAAAAAUCGGACGGUGGUUUUUAUCAGUGUGUCGUGCGGAACAGAAUGGGGGCUCUCUUGCAGAGGAAAUCAGAGGUUCAGGUGGCAUACAUGGGAAAUUUCCAGGAUGAGAAUCAGUGGGAAACCGUGCCUGAAGGACAAGCUGCUGUCCUUAACGUCCCCCACAUCCCCAGUUACCCCAAACCGCAAGUCACGUGGUUCAGAGACGGGCACAAGAUUAUACCCAGCAGCAGAAUAACCAUCACCCUAGAGAACCAGCUGGUCAUUCUUGCAACAUUGCCAACUGAUGCCGGGAAGUACUACGUCCAGGCGGUGAAUGAAAAGAACGGAGAGAACAAGACGAGUCCGUUGAUUUACCUGAACAUCACAACAGUUCCGUCAGCUUCUCCAGCAAAUGUGUCCGCUGAAGCCGUGAGUUCCACUCAGAUCCUUUUGACAUGGUCAGCCGUGCCCGAACCUGAGCAAAACGGGCUCAUCCUGGGCUACAAGGUUUUGUACAAGGCCAGAGACGUUCAAAGUCAACCAAGCAGCCAGGUGGUCCGGGGGAACCACACGCUUUCAGUCCUGCUGGCUGCCCUGCAGAAGUACGUGGUGUAUGAGAUUCAGGUGCUGGCCUUCACCCGCAUCGGAGAUGGACUUCCCAGCAAUCCACCAGUCACUGAGCGAACGAAGGACGAUGUGCCCGGUCCUCCAGUCCGUUUGGUUUUCCCUGAAGUGAGGCUGACGUCGGUGCAAAUUAUGUGGCAGCCCCCUGAGGAACCCAAUGGAAUUAUUCUUGGGUACCAGAUUGCUUACCGUCUGGCCUCCAGCAGCCCCAACAAGUUCACCACGGUGGAAGUUGGCUCCUCCGUUCAACAGUUUGCAGCUACGGAUCUCAUCCCUGAAUCCGCCUACAUUUUCCGCGCUUCGGCCAAAACCCGCCAGGGUUGGGGAGAGCCCUUGGAAGCCACUGUGAUCACUACGGAAAAGAGAGAACGGCCAGCCCCUCCCAAGGAAUUAAAGGUCCCUCAGUCCGAAGUCACAUCCCGGAGUCUCCACCUGCACUGGGUCCCUGGAAGCGACGGUUCUUCUCCCAUCCGUUACUUUACCAUUCAGUUGAAAGAGCUCCCGAACGGAGACUGGAAAACCUACUCUUCAUCUGUCAAUCACAAAGCGACCUCCUGUUUGAUUGACAGGUUGAACCCCUUUACCUCUUACAAGCUGCGCCUGAAAGCCACCAACGAUGUCGGAGACAGCAAUUUUGGUGCCGAGACGGAGGCAGUCACUACCCUGCAAGAUGUUCCAGAUGAACCACCAAAUUCCGUGUCUGUGACCCCGUACACAACAUCCUCGGUCCUCGUACAGUGGCAGCCUCCAAAGUUAGAGAGCCUAAAUGGUCUUCUUUUGGGAUAUCGUAUUUAUUACCGGGAGCUGGAACCCGAAAACACGAGACCAGGAACAGAGUCCAAAGUCCUUAAAAACCCAUCGGCUCUGCGAGCCGAAAUUACAGCCCAAAGCAUCUUCAAGGCGGUGAACAGCAGCUCGUCCUUAACAACCUACGAAUUAACAAAACUGAAAAAGUACAAGAGGUAUGAAGUGGUCAUGACAGCAUAUAACAUCAUUGGGGAAAGCCCCACCAGCACCCCUGUGGAAGUCUACGUUGGAGAAGCAGCUCCCGCCAUGCCUCCCCAGAAUAUCCACAUCACUGCCGUCUCUGCAAGCCAGCUGGAGAUCACCUGGGAGCCGCCUCCUGUGGACAGCCAGAACGGAAACAUUCAAGGCUACAAGGUCUAUUAUUGGGAGAAAGACGGUCAGAAUGACACUGAAAAAGUGAAAGUUCUCUUCCUACCGGACACAAGCAUCCGGCUCAAAAACCUGACCAGUUUCUCCAAGUACCUGGUCGGGAUUUCUGCUUUUAACGCGGCAGGGGAUGGACCCAAGACAAGCCCUGCGGAAGGAAGGACGCUCCAGGCAGCCCCAGGAGUCCCCAGUUUCUUGAUCUUCUCCGAAAUCACUUGCUCGGCACUAAACGUGUCUUGGGGAGAGCCAACAGCCGCCAAUGGGAUCUUGCAAGGUUAUCGAGUGAUCUAUGAACCUUUGGCCCCAGUUCAAGGGGUGAGCAAAGUGGUGACCGUGGACAUCCAGGGUAAUGGGCAGCGCUGGCUGAAAGUCAGAGAUCUCACCAAAGGAAUGACCUACUUGUUCCGAGUUCAAGCCAGGACUAUCAUCUAUGGACCCGAAUUGCAAGCCAACAUCACCGCUGGGCCAGCGGAAGGAUCCCCUGGCUCUCCACAGCAUGUGCUGGUCUCCAAAUCCACCUCUGGACUCACUUUGUACUGGACGGAGGGAGCUUCCGGAGUGAAACCCAUCACUGGCUACGUCAUAGAAAGUCGACCUUCAGAUGAAGGCGUGUGGGACCUGUUUGUGAAGAACAUCCCACGGGGCGCUACAUCCCACACGGUCAGCCUGGACCAGUUGAAAGAAGGAGUAAGCUACCAGUUCCGGGUGGUGGCGGUGAAUGAGUUUGGAUACGGAGAACCCAGCGCAGCUUCUGUAGCCAUCUCAGCUCACACAGGAUCGCCUUUCUACGAAGAGUGGUGGUUUUUGCUGGUGGUGGCCCUCUGCAGCCUCAUCCUCAUCCUGAUGGUCAUCUUCGCAUUGGUCUUACACAACCAGACUAAGAAGUACCGAGACAACAGCACAGGAAAAAAUGUGUCCGGCGUGGAAGAGACGGUCACUCUGGACAAUGGGGGGUUUACAUCUCUGGAGCUCAACAGCAGGCAUCUCAAUGUCAAAAAUACUUUCUUGAAGAAGAACGGAACCAGAUCGCCACCUCGCCCGAGCCCUGGAGGCCUACAUUAUUCAGAUGAGGACAUCUGCAACAAGUACAAUGGGGCCAUCUUGGCAGAAAGCAUCGCUCUCACCGAGAAGCCCUUGGACGCUUCAGAGUCGGAAGGGACGGACUCCGACUACGAAGAUGAGCUGCCAAAGCAUUCGUUCGUCAACCACUACAUGAGCGACCCCAGCUACUACAAUUCGUGGAAACGCCAGCAAAAGGGCACAAAGCAUUCGACGCCUUACAGAUACGAGGAGCGGGUGGGGAGCGAGGCCGAACCGUACUUCCAGACUGUGAUCACCACGCAGAGUUCGGGCGGGGUCUACACGCCGACAGGGCAGCCCACUCCGGGUUCAAGGACUCCCGUGACAGGGUUCUCUUCCUUCGUCUAGCACCCGCGCAAAAAGAGCAGCGGCCUCAAAUUCAGCGGCCCGGCCAAGGUUGGGGUCGACGGCGGCCCAUCCCGACGCGACUCUGGGCGGCACAGAACAGGCAGUGAACUGGGGGUAUCUUUCUCUUUAUCAGGGUAGAAUGGAUGUACAUGUGAAUGUCUUUGGGGUGUCCUUUUUUCUUUCUUUUUUUUCAAGACAAUCAACACUUUAAGACACGGAGCUGAUGAGUUUGCUUUGAUUUCUUCUUCUUCUUCUCCCCCUUUGAAAAUCCCAUCAAUGAUCAAAACCGGACCAUUUUAACCACUUUGGAAUAUGAUUUAAAAGAAUUUUUUAAAAAUAAAACUAUGCUUUUUUAAUGUC
Molecule: messenger RNA, 4682 nt
Organism: Thamnophis elegans (Western terrestrial garter snake)
Lineage: Eukaryota; Metazoa; Chordata; Lepidosauria; Squamata; Natricidae
Product: protein sidekick-1-like
Exons: 25
Coding region: 678-4322 (1214 amino acids)
Molecular function (GO): protein binding
Source: RefSeq, a predicted model, not a curated record